AUGUUUGCUGCCCUUUUCCUCGGAAUAACGCUCUUGCGUCAGAGCCAAGCGGGCAUAACCCUAUGCGAAGGCGAUUUUCCCAACGCUACCGAGGUUAUGUCAUCAUUGAAUAGGACGUACCUGCUCCAAUCGCUUCAAAAUUACACUAGGUUGAAGUGCGCCUAUCAAGAAUUUUAUUACAAAAAUGUUUCAAGAGGCGGAUUAAAGCACCUACACGAUGCGGUGUAUGUAUACGAGGAAGACAGCCGCCGUCCCCAAAAUAACCCUCUGUAUAUUUGGAAAGUGGUCAACUACACAAUACGCUUGGGGAGUAGAUCUGACUUUUACACGCGUCAUAGUGAGCUGGAUAUUUUGUAUUCGGACCACCAAUCAUGCAUGGUGAUGAAGAAUCAGGAUACUAGAAACUUUCCCAAGGCGUGUAAUUUGUGGGUAACAAAUCACUCCUUUUCAAGUCCUCCACCGCAGUGCGUUAAUGCCUUCAAAAGACAUUGCGGUUCAAAUCUCACAACAUAUGGCAUUGGAGAUUGUGUUGGACGACACGAUUACAGAAAUUUCUAA
This is a messenger RNA of Ixodes scapularis (black-legged tick), 558 nucleotides long. RefSeq lists its product as uncharacterized. Gene Ontology annotation, molecular function: amine binding. Gene Ontology annotation, biological process: symbiont-mediated perturbation of host defenses. NCBI's taxonomy places the organism in Eukaryota, Metazoa, Arthropoda, Arachnida, Ixodida, Ixodidae. The transcript has 5 exons. The record is from RefSeq and is a predicted model, not a curated record. The coding region runs from base 1 to 558 and encodes 185 amino acids.